Osmia bicornis bicornis is the source of this 1623-nucleotide messenger RNA. RefSeq names its product pyruvate kinase PKM-like. The coding region runs from base 1 to 1623 and encodes 540 amino acids. Gene Ontology annotation, cellular component: cytoplasm. NCBI's taxonomy places the organism in Eukaryota, Metazoa, Arthropoda, Insecta, Hymenoptera, Megachilidae. Gene Ontology annotation, biological process: glycolytic process. The record is from RefSeq and is a predicted model, not a curated record. The transcript is spliced from 8 exons. Gene Ontology annotation, molecular function: potassium ion binding; pyruvate kinase activity; magnesium ion binding.
AUGCCACAACUAGAAGAUCAAUAUUUAAUCGAUAAUCAAUUACGUACAACUUGUCAAAAUACUCCUCUUGAGCAAGAUGUACAACUUGAUAUAAAUUGCAGUCCUAAAACAGCAAGACUUACUAAAAUAAUGAUUACACUAGGUGGUAGAAAUUCCUAUCCUGACGCCAUCGUUGAUAUGAUGAUGGCUGGAGCAAACAUAGUUCGCUUAAACAUGUCCCAUCAACAAGAAAAAUGGCAUGCAAUCACGUUGCAGUCUAUUAGGGAAGCUGGAAAUAGAAUGUACGAAUACACCAGCGACAUUUAUCCUUUAGGAGUCGCGAUGAACCUUCAAGGUCCUGAAAUACGAACAGGCAUAUUCAACGGGGAUGAAACGAAUAGAGGGUAUGCUAAAUUAAUAAAGGGUAAUACAGUGAAAUUGGUAACGAAUGAUACGGCAAAACGUGGAGGAUGUGCUAAAUGCUUCUGGACUUCCUAUCCUAACUUACCUCGAGUAUGUCGUCCUGGAGACAAAAUACUAAUUGAUCGUGGUGCUGCUUUAUUACAAGUCAAAUGUGUCCGUGAAACAUCCAUAGUUUGUGAAAUUAUUAAAGAAGGUGUUGUGGGAGACGAAAAGCUUGUACAAUUACUGGACAGUGCAGUUUCAUUGCCUCAAAUUUCUGAAACGGAUAAUGAACACGUUAGUCUGGCAUCCAUGUUAGAAUGUGAUAUCGUCAUAGUGAAUCAUGCACGAAAUGAAAAAAUGGUUCAUGGUAUUAAAAGUCGUUUGAAACAUAUAGGUGCUAGUGAUAUUCGGGUUAUAGCGAAGAUUUCCACACAACAGGGUUUAGAAAAUUUUGAUGAAAUUUUGAACGCGGCGGAUGGUAUCCUUCUCGAUAGAGACAGCGUCGAGGUGGCCGUCGGACCCGAAAAAUUGUUCCUCGUUGAAAAAAUUGUCAUCACAAAGUGCAUGAAUGUGGGAAAACCAGUUACGUUAGGUUUCCGUGUAAAAAGCGACGAAUGUCCAAAAAUUGACAUGAAUUUGAUAGCAAAUGCUGUGUUAACCGGAUCCGACGGUGUUUUUCUUAAAACGGGUGCCUUGAAUUCCAGAGAAACUGUUGAAUUAUUAAAAAAUGUCGAUAUAGUAUGCAGAGAAGCUGAAAGCGCUCGGUGGCAAAAGGAAGUUUCUAAUCAAUUCAAUUAUAAGAUACCAAAACCUUUAGAUCCUUCACACGCAAUUAUCGUAGGAGCAAUUGAAACGUCCUUAAAGUCUAAUGCAGCUGCAAUUAUUGUUACAACAAUGACAGGUCGCAGUGCCGUUUUAUUAUCGACAUAUCGUCCUAAGUGCCCUAUUGUUGCUGUUACUCGUUAUGGAGCAGUCGCAAGAUGGUUACAACUUUAUUAUGGUCUCCACUCGUUUCAUUAUAAAAAUCAGCCAUUAUCUGGUUGGGCUAACGAUAUGGAAACGCGAAUACAAAGCGGUGUCGAUUUUCUUCGAAGAAAAAAAUAUAUUAAAGUGGGCGAUGUGAUUAUAAUUGUCACCGGAUGGCGUGAAGGAGCGGGUUUCGCGAAUUGUAUACGCAUCAUUUAUGUAUCACCUGGAUAUACAGAAAGUGAAAUAUUAAACUGUGAACUUUGCACCUGA